Messenger RNA from Zingiber officinale, 507 nucleotides. Its product is annotated as peamaclein-like. NCBI's taxonomy places the organism in Eukaryota, Viridiplantae, Streptophyta, Magnoliopsida, Zingiberales, Zingiberaceae. The transcript is spliced from 2 exons. The record is from RefSeq and is a predicted model, not a curated record. The coding region runs from base 73 to 378 and encodes 101 amino acids.
AGCCCAACAAUUCACUUUCUUUACUAUUUUACGUCUCCUAUAAGUGCUCAUCAGUGCUCCACUAACUGAGCCAUGCUUCAUUUCACCAUGAAGCUCUUCUCUGCGACCACUGUUUUCCUGCUUCUGCUCCUCGCUUCUUCCUUCCUCCAAGCUGCCAUGGCUGGCUCAGCGUUUUGUGCGGGUAAGUGCAAAGUGAGGUGUGCGAAGGCGGGGAUGAUGGACCGGUGCCUCAACUACUGCGGGAUGUGCUGCGAGGACUGCAAGUGUGUGCCCUCGGGGACUUACGGCAACAAGGAUGAGUGCCCUUGUUACAGGGACAAGGUCGCCAAAAACAACAAGAACAGCAAGAACAACCAGAACAAACCCAAGUGCCCAUGAACGCUUGAUCCUAUCCAGUUUCUGCAACUAAAAGUAAAAGAAUGGUUUGUCAUCAGUGAAGUGAGUGAUGGAAUGUGGUUUAUGACUUUAUGUAGCCCAUGGAAAAUAUCAGUGAGAUCAUUUUCAUCA